AUGAGCUUCUUUGUAAUUGGAGAGGGAAGCCGAGUACUGAAAAAAGUUACUUUUUUCCUCUCCAGUGACUUUUCCUAUCUUCUGACACUAGUGAGUCUAAAAAUUGAUCUGCUGCAAUGGACAUGUGUAUUUUUUUCCUCCCCUAUAACAGGUCGUGACAAUGCAUGUGAGAAGACUUCCUACAUGUUUCUGCGGAAAGAACUUCCUGUGCGGCUAGCUAACACCAUGAGAGAAGUCAAUUUGUUGCCUGAUAACUUACUUAACAGGCCUUCAGUUGGGCUAGUGCAGAGUUGGUACAUGCAGAGUUUCCUUGAGCUUUUAGAAUAUGAAAAUAAAAGUCCUGAGGAUCCUCAUGUUCUGGAUGACUUUUUAGACGUUUUAAUUAAAGUCAGGAACAGACACAAUGAUGUGGUUCCAACCAUGGCGCAAGGGGUGAUUGAAUACAAGGAAAAAUAUGGCUUUGACCCAUUUGUUAGCAGUAACAUCCAGUAUUUUCUAGAUAGAUUCUACACCAACCGCAUCUCUUUCCGUAUGCUUAUUAACCAACACACGCUUCUUUUUGGAGGAGACAUUAACCCUGCUCAUCCCAAACAUAUUGGAAGUAUUGAUCCUAAUUGUAAUGUGGCAGAGGUGGUUAAAGAUGCUUAUGAAACAGCUAAGAUGUUAUGUGAACAGUACUAUCUGGUGGCACCUGAUCUGGAAGUUGAAGAAUUCAAUGGUAAUUGAGAACUUCAUUUAAUUUAA
Molecule: messenger RNA, 744 nt
Organism: Meleagris gallopavo (turkey)
Lineage: Eukaryota; Metazoa; Chordata; Aves; Galliformes; Phasianidae
Source: RefSeq, a predicted model, not a curated record